AUGGGUUGUGGUAUAUUGACGACUUAUGCUCAAAUUGGUAACAUUAGUGGACUUCAUGGUCUAUUGGUGUACACGCUUUCAGGCUCCCUACCAAUCCUCAUGUUUGCAGCUGUCGGCCCGCUAAUUCGUCGAAGAUGUCCUGAAGGCUUCGUUUUCACUGAAUGGGUAAGGCAAAGGUAUGGCGCCGUUGCAUCUUUGUAUCUUUCGUUCUUCACUUGUCUCACCAUGUUCUUGUUCAUGAUCGGUGAGUUGUCAGCUGUAAGAGGCGCUAUCGAAACACUCACUGGCAUUGACGCUUUGGCUGCUGUCAUCGUUCAGUGUGUGGUGACUACCAUUUACACAUCUUUUGGUGGAUUCAGAGUCAGCUUCAUUACUGACAAUUUCCAAGGAGCUUUGGUAAUUGUUUUGGUUAUCAUCUGUGCUGCUGGAAUGGGCUCAUAUAUUGAAAUUGAUACCUCCGCAGUCGGGCCAUCUGGGUUAUUAGAAGCCAACAAGUUGGGCUGGCAAUUGGUAUGGAUUUUGCCAGUGGCCAUUUUUACAAAUGACUGCUUCAUGGCAGGUUUUUGGUUGCGAACCUUCGCUAGUAAAACAGACAAGGAUCUUUGGAUUGGGUGCUCAAUUGCGUCUUUCGUCACAUUUGUCAUUUGUACCUUGGUGGGCACCACCGGUUUCCUUGCUGUAUGGUCUGGAGAUCUUGAAAGAGGAGAUGACGAGGGCUACAAUGCCUUCUUCAUUUUAUUGUCUAAGAUGCCUGCCUGGCUUUCGGCGUUUGUGUUGAUCUUUGUGAUCUGCUUGUCUACAUGUACUUUUGAUUCUUUACAGAGUGCUAUGGUGUCAACUAUUUCAAAUGAUGUCUUCAGAAAUAGACUCAAAAUGAUUUGGGUUCGUGGCUUGGUCGUUCUUGUCAUGAUUCCCUCUAUUGUAUUGGCGGUUAAGGUUGCAGAUGACAUCUUGCAAAUCUACUUGAUUGCUGACUUGGUUUCGGCGGCAAUCAUUCCAAGCAUUUUCCUUGGAUUGAGUGACAGAUACUUUUGGUUUCUCAGAGGCUGGGAUGUCAUGGUAGGUGGUCUUGGGUCUUUACUUGGUGUGUUUGUGUUUGGAGCAGUCUACUAUAACAGUGCUGAAGAGGGUGGUAAACUCAUGUUGAUCUGGAAUGGUCUUUACGACCUGGAAGAUUGGGGCCCCUUCGGUGCGUUUACGGUCACAUUCUGCGGUGGCGUUAUCUUCGCUCUUAUGUUUGCCGGUUUAAGACUUGCUGCGCUUUAUAUUUACUCAUGGAUCACCGGGAAUUCGUUUACGGCUUGGGACAGAAAGGAGACGAUGCUUGAUCUCGUACCACACGAAUCGCCAUCAGUAGAUGAUUCGAGUAUCAAGAAAACCUCCCUGGUUGAGGCAUAA
Messenger RNA from Candidozyma haemuli, 1398 nucleotides. RefSeq lists its product as uncharacterized. Gene Ontology annotation, cellular component: membrane. Lineage: Eukaryota; Fungi; Ascomycota; Pichiomycetes; Serinales; Metschnikowiaceae. Gene Ontology annotation, molecular function: transmembrane transporter activity. The record is from RefSeq and is a predicted model, not a curated record. The coding region runs from base 1 to 1398 and encodes 465 amino acids. Gene Ontology annotation, biological process: transmembrane transport. The transcript has a single exon.